AUGAUAAUGGCCACCAAUAGUCUCCUCUUCAAUAUUAAUGAAUUAAAUCCUGAACAACAAAAAAAAUUUGAUGCUGUUUAUAAUGAACUAAAAGAUCCUCAUAGAUCUUAUGUAGAAUAUAAACUUAGUUUAUCUUUGAGAACAAAAUUAACAUAUGAAGAGGAAGACAACGCAUGGCGCUAUGAAUUAUUUCGAUUUCUUCGUGGGAGAAAAUGGAAUGUGAAAAAUACAACUAAAUCAAUUUUGGAUAUGAUUCAAUGGAGAAUAGAUAAUCAUGUUGAUUCAAUUCUUGAAGAUCAAAAUGCUAAACUUCGAAUGGAUCGCUUAGAAAAAGUAGUUCCGUGUGCUAAUCAUGGAUAUACCAAAGUUAAUCGACCAUUAUAUAUCGAGAAAUCAGGACAGAUAAAUGUUGAUGAAAUCCUUCAAAAAUUUACAACAGAAGAAUUGAUCCAAUGCCAUAUAUAUUGGCUUGAAUAUUAUUGUCAAUUGACUCGAGAACGUAGUCAAAAUGUAGGACAACAUAUAGAAAGUUUUGCGAUUAUUUAUGAUUUAAAUCAUAUGAAAAUGGAUAUAAGAAAAGUGUUUGAACCUCUUAAACAAUGUCUUUAUAUUGAGGAUAACUAUUAUCCUGAACGUCUUGGUCAAAUGUUUGUUGUAAAUCCACCUAGGAUAUUUCCUGCUGUUUGGAAUUUAAUCAAGCAUUUUAUUGAUCCAGUAACUAAAUCAAAAAUUCUUGUCAUUAAAAAAGGACCUGAAACAUCAAAAAUCUUAUUAGAAAACAUUAAUUCUGAUCAAUUACCAUCUGAAUAUGGUGGAACUUGUCAUUCAUGUUCAACUUCUCCAGAUUGUAUUCCUGUCCAUCAUCAAAAGAAAGAUAAUGACACCGAUAAAGAUGAAGAAGAAUAA
Molecule: messenger RNA, 906 nt
Organism: Didymodactylos carnosus
Lineage: Eukaryota; Metazoa; Rotifera; Eurotatoria; Philodinida; Philodinidae
Source: the annotation of a GenBank genome assembly